This is a messenger RNA of Sinocyclocheilus grahami, 1908 nucleotides long. Its product is annotated as dual specificity protein phosphatase 16-like. Gene Ontology annotation, cellular component: nucleus; cytoplasm. The coding region runs from base 505 to 1590 and encodes 361 amino acids. Gene Ontology annotation, molecular function: protein tyrosine/threonine phosphatase activity; MAP kinase tyrosine/serine/threonine phosphatase activity; MAP kinase tyrosine phosphatase activity. NCBI's taxonomy places the organism in Eukaryota, Metazoa, Chordata, Actinopteri, Cypriniformes, Cyprinidae. The transcript is spliced from 6 exons. The record is from RefSeq and is a predicted model, not a curated record. Gene Ontology annotation, biological process: peptidyl-tyrosine dephosphorylation; negative regulation of MAPK cascade.
UCGCGGAUGCCAGUGGCUCUGGGUUCAGUGCUGUUUGUUGAGUGUGUGAGUUUCAGUGACGCCAUGAUGUUAUUUUUACCCGAUGAGCUCACGAGCGCCGAACUCACUCACACUGCACCAGCGUUAACCAGCCUAACUACCCAGCAGCGGCCUGACCACUCGUCUGGUCAGCGGUAUCUGUGGAUCUACUGUAACACGAGACGGACUGAAACUUUCAUGGAGAUCUUCAUGAUGGAGCUCAGCGGUGAGGAGGUGCAUGCUCAGCACCUGUGAUGGUGUGAAAGAAACUCCCAUCAGCCACUGCGCCCCACACACACAUAAGCUGCGUGUAAGUGUGUUUUUCCUCUGGAGUUUCCUCUGGCUUUUUCUCACACGUUUUUAGGCCGCCACCAGAGUGACAUCAUCCGCUGCUACAAUGGGGCCGUUGAUCUCCUGAGGGCCCGCCAUCAGCGUCACUGAGAUACAGAGACUGUUAGCGCAGAGACGGACUGAGGGAUUGUGGGUAUGUGUGAGCGUGCGGCGCGGCCCAUCGAGGCCGAGGGUCUGGUGGCUCUGCUGGAGGGCGGCUUGGACCGCGUGCUGCUCAUCGACAGCCGACCGUUCGUGGAGUAUAACACGUGUCACAUCCUGGAGGCCGUGAACGUCAACUGCUCCAAACUGAUGAAGAGGAGAUUACAGCAGGACAAGAUCCAGAUCAGUGAACUCCUGCAGCACUCGGCCAAGAGGAAGCUGGAGCUCCAGGGUCAAGAGGUCGUGGUGUAUGACCAGAGCUCGUCUGACCCCGCCUCCCUCUCAUCAGAGGCCUUUCUCAGCGUCCUAUUGGCCAAGCUGGAGAAGAGUUUCCCUUCAGUCCACCUGCUCUCAGGUGGUUUUGUGGCGUUCUCGCAGCUGUUCCCGGGUCUGUGUGAAGGGAAGUCCACGCUGGUGCCGUCCUGCAUCUCUCAGCCCUGUCUCUCCGUCAGCAGCAGCGGGCCGACGCGGAUCCUGACACACCUGUACCUGGGCUGCCAGAGAGACGUGCUCAACCAGGAGCUCAUGCAGCAGAACGACAUCGCUUACGUGCUCAACGCUAGCAACACCUGCCCCAAACCAGACUUCAUCCCCGACUCGCAUUUCUUGCGCAUUCCUGUCAACGACAGCUUCUGCGAGAAGAUCCUGCCCUGGCUGGACCGAUCCGUGGAGUUCAUAGGUCAGACACCAUCAUAUAUGUAUGCGGAUAAUAGUAAGACGCUCCAGCGCAGCGGCAGCAUGGAUGGAGCUCCGUCUAAAACAGCUAAAGCACUUAAAGGCUGGCACUCAGACAUCGUCCUCGGACCCGUAACUGGAGGCUGGUUCCUCUCCUCCGAGUCGGCGCGCUUUUACGGCUGCGCUCAGGGUCUGGAGGCGGUGAGGAGGCGCGGGCGACAGCGCAGCGGAGACGGAGGAGACUCUCGCAGGAGCUGGCACGAGGAGAGCAGCUUCGAGAAGCAGCUGAAGCGCAGGAGCUGCCAGAUAGACGGCAUGACGGACAGCCGAUCCCGAGAGGAGAUGAGCACGAGGAGCAGACAGUCCAGCUUCUCCGGCAGCUUGGAAAUCAUCGAGGUCUCCUGAGGACUCCACACGCAGUCAUUUAUUCCUUUGCUUUGUUCUCAUUCAGAUUUGUGAUCCGCACAGACACAUGCAUGAAGGUGGAGAGUCUCACAAUUCAAAUUAAGGCAAGACACUACAGAUAAACAGGGCAGACCUUAACCCCAUAAGUGUCCCAUUUUUGAACAAUAAAAAUAACUAGUUAAUCCUAAUAUACAGUCAAACCAAAAUUUAUGAACAGUCCUCUCAUUAUCACAGUUUUAUUUGCUAUAGGUUAUAAAAUGGUAAUAAAAUAUGACUCUGUGUCAGAACAAACUCAUCUUGAUAAUGUCAGAUAACUUU